CAUAUGGUGCAGCCCUGGCGCUGGAGUUUCCCUCCACAUCUUUCGUUGUUUGUUUGCUUUGCAAUUUAUCUGGACUAGUUUCGACGUUAAAUUGCUUAUUGGAUGAGUGGCAAGCCGCUUAAGCCCAAGCCACCGGGUGGCCAGCCCGGUGGUGCCCAGGGAUUGCCUCCACAGAAGCAGACCAAGGACCGGCUGUACCACUGCGGCUCCUGUUUGGCCAGCUUUCGCUGGUACCCAAAGACCAAGCAGCACGAGCAGCAGUGUGCGGGUCGCUUGUGGCGCCUCCACAUCUGCAAGCACUGCCUGACCCUCUUCGGGGACGAGAAGGUGCUGGAGCGGCACCUGGCGCGAAAGCAUGCCGACGGCCGAUUCCUGUGCCUGCAGUGCGGCAAGCGCUACUCCUCGACGACGUUCCUCUACCGGCACGUAGUGUCCUGGCACGGCCUGCAUUCGCUCUUCUACUGCGCUAUGUGCGCGAAUAGCCGCAACGAUGUGAGGACUUUCAGCAGCAUGGAUGAGCUGCAGGCACAUGCCGAGCUCGCACACGAUCUGGCGCCAAGGAAAAUCCACAGCGAGGUGGGCGAUACCGAGGAGCUGGAAAUGCUGGAGGAGAACAUCGACGAUAUACUGCCGAGCGUGGACUGGGAUGACGAUGUCACCUUUGGCUGGCCCAUGGACCUCGACAAGGAGGCCUGCAUAGCCGAUCACAAGCCCAGCGGCUAUGUGUGCCCCAUCUGUGGAAACGGCUUCCCCGGCAGCAUGAGCCUGAUCCGCCACCUCGCGGACACACACCAGAAGAGCUCACUCGAGUGCUGCUUCUGUAGCAAGUUGCACACGACCCGAGGGGCAUUGCGAGGACAUCUCGAACGUAUGCAUGUCCUGAUCCGCCGCCAUGUGUGCCAUAUCUGCCAGGCGGACUUCACCACCGUCGAUCACCUCAAAAAGCAUGUGCAGAGCAGCCACAUCAAAGAUCGUCCCUAUCUGUGUCCCGCCUGCGGUAAGGGCUACAAUCGGCUAUGUGACCUCAACAAACAUAUGUGCUCCACCCAGGAGCAGGGACGGGAGCCACACAUUUGCCAGUUGUGCAAUUAUGCCUUCCGUCGGACCGUCGAUCUCAAGCAGCAUGUCAUCAAGAAGCAUAAAUAAAGG
Drosophila miranda is the source of this 1149-nucleotide messenger RNA. Its product is annotated as zinc finger protein 596. The record is from RefSeq and is a predicted model, not a curated record. The transcript has a single exon. Gene Ontology annotation, cellular component: nucleus. Gene Ontology annotation, biological process: regulation of transcription by RNA polymerase II. Lineage: Eukaryota; Metazoa; Arthropoda; Insecta; Diptera; Drosophilidae. Bases 103 to 1146 code for a protein of 347 amino acids. Gene Ontology annotation, molecular function: DNA-binding transcription factor activity, RNA polymerase II-specific; RNA polymerase II transcription regulatory region sequence-specific DNA binding.